CUUACAACCAGGAAAUCAUCAGCCCGGUUUACGAGAAGAGACACAACACAGACACAGCGGUGUGGAAUAAAGAUCAUCUCCUCCCACACUGGCAUUCAUCAUCAGUGAAGCUCCUCCCACAACAUGCACAACACCAGUGAAGCUCCUCCCACAUCAAUCACGUCAUCAGUGAAGCUCCUUCCACUGUAAUUCCCCAAUAAACACUGUAAAUUCCCAUCAGCUACAAGUGAAGACGAGCAUGAAAGCAUCAGGAAGAGCUGAAAUCUGCAAAGACUGAGUUUACUAAAGAGGACAGUGAGAACAUGAGUGAUCCAGAACCCUGCAGAAGGAAACACACUGAAGAUCCUGAAGAACAAAGAGCCACAGAGAGUGAGAAGAUGCAGCAGAGGGGGAUUGCGCAAUUUGGGGAGGUGCUGUCUCAGAUGAAUAUUUUCGGGUGCUUUGCAUUAUGGGCUUGCAUCACCGUGGUAGAAUCUCCUGAGCCCCUUUCCAUCGAACACGGAUGUUUGUUUGAGGGAACCCAUCUGUCCAGGUUUUCUGGGGUCCGUGGAGCUCGUAGGAGAGGAGGUACUAGAGGUGAGUCCCGGCAUCACUCUCGUCUUCGGUCUCUCUUCGACCCUGGGCUGGUGAUGUCCAGCUCAGAGCUCCAUUCGCUUCCGAUUCCGCCCAGACCAGAGUCAACACAUCGCCAUCAGAGACGGUGGAGGAGGGGGAAGACCUCUAGCCUCCCCAAGUGCUCUGAGGCCGUGCCCCAUCCGCUCGACGUUCUUCCGGAGGCCCAGCCAGAGAUUGUUCACGUCACGUCUGCCCAGCCAGAGACUGUUCACAUAAGCCAGAGAGAGAUCAGGAGAUGCCAAUUGUCGGGGCCGAGGGGUGGCACUAACCGAAUAUUUGGAGCGUCGGGCUGGGAUCCUGGAGAGGCCUUUCAGACCUUUCGUGUCCGUGGUUCCUGUUCCUGAGCUGGAGCCGGUGUCUGCUGUUCCUGAGCCGGAGACUGCUGUU
This is a messenger RNA of Pimephales promelas (fathead minnow), 1002 nucleotides long. The record is from RefSeq and is a predicted model, not a curated record. Lineage: Eukaryota; Metazoa; Chordata; Actinopteri; Cypriniformes; Leuciscidae.